GAUCUUGACACGCGAGCUUCCAAGCAGGAUGACGACGCACGACAGCCAGCUGUGCAGGCCACAUUGUUCUCCGUGUUGAGCAACACCCACCUCUCAUCCUACAAGCUCCGCCGACUACACCAACAUCAAACCUGUCGCAUCCACUCGAGUACGUCAAAUCGCGGUAUAGCUUCUCUCGAGCGGGAACAGCUCGCGCAUCCUUCGCCAUGGCGAUGUCCUUCAACUUCUUCCACGCGCUGGCCGACAUCUCCCAUACCGCCAGCAAGCUCAUCCUGAUCUGGGCCAUUCACAACAAUCGGUCAGCCGAGGGAGUCUCACUGCUCACUCAGCUGCUAUACGUCUUUGUCUUCUCUACCCGAUAUAUCGACAUCUUCACCACGAAUCCUUUUCACGAUGGCCUCACUGUCUGGAACACAAGCCUCAAGAUCGUUUACAUCACCACAUCAGCCUAUGUCGUCUUCCUGAUGAUGCGCGUCUUCGCGCGCACGCGUGAGAAGGAGUACGGCUGGAAAUUGGCGACAUGGUCUCUGGUAGGAUCGCUUGCUGCUGCGCCGGUCGUCCUGUGGUUAUUUGAGGGAUGGGGUUACUUUACACUUAUUGAGCUCUUAUGGACAUUCAGCGUCAUCCUCGAAGCUGUUUGCAUCCUACCCCAGCUCUUACUCCUCCGCCAGACCAACGUCCCGACCGUGUUUGACAGCUAUUACCUGGUCGCUCUGGGCGUGUAUAGAGCUCUGUAUGUCGUCAACUGGAUCAUUGUAAUCGCCAAAGGCGACCAUCGUCCAGAACUGCCCACCAGCAUCGUCUUCGGCAUCAUCCAGACUGCACUAUACCUCGACUUUGCUUGGGUUUACUAUUCGAGACAACGAGUCAAGCUACGGGGCGGCGGACUCGUGGAUAGCGAGGAUUUGAGCAAGAGUUUUAUUGUCAACCGCUUCAUUGGACGACGAAAUCGCACGGGCGACAAUUCCACUGAUCACGAUGAUCUCGAUGACGAUGCGGCGCUCGAGAACCAAGAGAACGGUGUCAUACGUCCCUCUGGUCGAAGCUGGGGUCCCCGCGGAAUCAGUGUCAGCGCAGAUGAUGAUACUCUUGCCACCGAGAAUGCUCGCACUGGAACCAGAGAGGGAGCUAUCAUGGAUCCAUCACAUUUCGAGGAUGAUGACUUCGACGACGAUGCUGAUGCGCCGCCGCCGCCGGCGAAAGACGAUCCCAAGCCGACACCAGCUCGACCGGUGGACACUGUUGAGAGCAGUGCAGGGGAGUGGCAAGAUGACGGAGGAGCGACAGCGCCACGAUGAGCUGACACUGCUGCUUCUUCAAUUUCUUGCGAGCUUAUGAUUGUUAUGACUUGUGCGCUUCCUUCGCGCGUCGCUUGUAUCUACUCGGGCAUGGCAUCUUGAGAAUAUUCCGACCCAGGAAUUGAGCGUCCAGCAUGUCGAGUCGACGCAAGUGGCGAGUGAGACACCUGUAGACUAUAUACUUGUAUUUGUUGCGCUUAAGGCCGCAGUAUUGAGAUUGCAAGAGCACUUCGAAAAUUACGUUCUAGUCGCAAG
Messenger RNA from Dissoconium aciculare CBS 342.82, 1553 nucleotides. RefSeq lists its product as uncharacterized. Gene Ontology annotation, molecular function: ER lumen protein retrieval receptor activity. Gene Ontology annotation, biological process: protein retention in ER lumen; endoplasmic reticulum to Golgi vesicle-mediated transport. The transcript has 2 exons. Bases 207 to 1298 code for a protein of 363 amino acids. The record is from RefSeq and is a predicted model, not a curated record. Gene Ontology annotation, cellular component: cis-Golgi network; endoplasmic reticulum; membrane. Lineage: Eukaryota; Fungi; Ascomycota; Dothideomycetes; Mycosphaerellales; Dissoconiaceae.